This is a messenger RNA of Acromyrmex echinatior (Panamanian leafcutter ant), 634 nucleotides long. It is a transcript of the gene Spase12, whose product is annotated as Signal peptidase complex subunit Spase12. Gene Ontology annotation, biological process: protein targeting to ER. Gene Ontology annotation, cellular component: membrane; signal peptidase complex. The record is from RefSeq and is a predicted model, not a curated record. Lineage: Eukaryota; Metazoa; Arthropoda; Insecta; Hymenoptera; Formicidae.
GAAGUCUCGAAUCGAUCUCAAAUCGAAGUAAUCGGUAAUCGUUUCUGUCAGCUCGUGUUCUUCGUAGCCACGUUUGUAUAUUUGUUCACGAUGAACGCGUGGAUGCAAUACUUCAAAUCCAUUCCAACGCAUAUGGAUUAUGAUGGCCAAGCUAGAGCGGAGAAAUUGUCGCGGGUCAUAAUAACGUUAUUUGGGGUAGUCGGCUUCAUUUGGGGAUAUGCCAUUCAACAAUUCUCGCAAACAAUCUAUAUUCUAAGUGCUGGAUUUGUUAUGGCAGCAUUAAUCACUGUUCCUCCAUGGCCUAUGUACCGUCGUAAACCAUUGGACUGGCAAAAACCACAGUUUGAAGUUGUUCCAAAGCUCAAAAAGAAAAAAUAAUUGCCUGACAUUUAACACCUCUAACAAAAUCUAAUAUAUUAUGCAAUCUUCAAUAUGAAUUGAUUGCUGAUAGUGCAUAUGUACCACUGAGCAUUUUCAGUUGCAAUUAUGAGAUACAAAUGUCCUUAAUGUAUGAAUACAAGUGCGUAUUAGAACAAGUAUGAAUGUGAAAGACUUUAGAUUUCUUUUUUGUAAGAUACACAAAUAUUGUACUUUAAUGUGUGUUAGUUGUAAAUGCGAAUUACAAAUAAAAUAA